AUGCGGUCCAUUAUAUUUAGCAACUACAGUGCGUUUGAUACAAGAAGAUUAGGAGCUACAAUUGAUGUGGAACACUCUCAUCUACGGUUUUUGGGUAAUAUGACAUUGAACCUUUGGGAUUGUGGUGGUCAAGAUGUCUUUAUGGAAAAUUAUUUUACUCAGCAAAAAGAUCACAUCUUUCAGAUGGUGCAAGUGUUAAUUCACGUUUUUGAUGUAGAGUCUAAAGAUGUACUCAAAGAUGUUGAUAUAUUUACAAGAGCACUAAAACAACUUAAGAAGUACUCUCCGGAUGCCAAGAUUUUUGUUUUAGUUCAUAAAAUGGAUCUUGUUCAAUUAGAUAAGCGGACUGAGUUAUUCGAGAUUAUGAUGAAGAAAUUGAAGCAGGCUUCAGCAGAAUAUGGGUUUAACGAUUUAAUCGGAUUUCCUACAUCUAUUUGGGAUGAGAGUCUCUAUAAGGCAUGGUCCCAGAUAGUCUGCUCUUUGAUUCCAAAUAUGAAUAUAUACAAUAACAAUCUUAAAAGAUUGAAAGAACUAAUGGAUGCCAAGGAGAUUGUACUCUUUGAAAAGACUACAUUCCUAGUGAUAUCAUCGAGUAAUACCACAACAGGCGAGCUGUUGGAUCCGAAGAGGUUUGAGAAAAUAUCCAAUAUAAUGAAAAACUUCAAGCAUAGUACUACGAAAUUAAAGAGUUCUUUCAAUACCUUGGUGCUAAGCGAUUUGAUAUAUGUUACCGAGUUAUCAUCGAACAUGAUGUGUUUCAUAGUACUAAACAAUAACAAUUACCCUAAAGAAUUUGUUUUGCAAAAUCUUCACCAGGCUCAAACAUAUUUCCAGUAA
Molecule: messenger RNA, 837 nt
Organism: Kluyveromyces marxianus DMKU3-1042
Lineage: Eukaryota; Fungi; Ascomycota; Saccharomycetes; Saccharomycetales; Saccharomycetaceae
Gene: GTR1
Product: Rag GTPase GTR1
Exons: 1
Coding region: 1-837 (278 amino acids)
Biological process (GO): cellular response to amino acid stimulus; positive regulation of TOR signaling; regulation of autophagy
Cellular component (GO): fungal-type vacuole membrane; Gtr1-Gtr2 GTPase complex; nucleus
Molecular function (GO): GTP binding; GTPase activity
Source: RefSeq, a predicted model, not a curated record